This is a messenger RNA of Lolium rigidum, 894 nucleotides long. Its product is annotated as nudix hydrolase 14, chloroplastic. Gene Ontology annotation, biological process: ribose phosphate metabolic process; nucleoside phosphate metabolic process. The record is from RefSeq and is a predicted model, not a curated record. The transcript is spliced from 6 exons. NCBI's taxonomy places the organism in Eukaryota, Viridiplantae, Streptophyta, Magnoliopsida, Poales, Poaceae. Bases 4 to 840 code for a protein of 278 amino acids. Gene Ontology annotation, molecular function: ADP-ribose pyrophosphatase activity; ADP-glucose pyrophosphatase activity.
CGCAUGGCGUCGUCGGACGCUGCGGCGCCUCAGGUUAGCACCACUGUGGCGGUCCCCGGCGCGGCGGCGGCCGUCCGCGUCGUGGCGGCGCCGGGCCUCCGCGAGGCGGACUUCAGUAAGGCGGUGGAUUCCGCGCUCUUCAGACGGUGGCUGGAGAACCUGCAGUCGGAGAAGGGCGUGCUCACCGAUGGGAAGCUCAGCCUCAGGCAGAUCCUCAUCCAGGGGGUUGACAUGUUUGGGGAGCGUGUGGGAUUUCUCAAGUUCAAAGCCGACAUCAUCGACGAGGAAACCAAAUCCAAGGUUCCAGGAAUUGUAUUUGCAAGAGGGCCCGCUGUUGCUGUGUUGAUCCUUUUGGAGUCUAAAGGGCAAACUUACGCUGUUCUGACUGAACAGGCUAGAGUUCCUAUAGGAAAAUUUGUUUUAGAACUGCCAGCCGGAAUGCUAGAUGAUGAAAAAGGUGAUUUUGUUGGCACCGCAGUUCGAGAGGUGGAAGAAGAAACCGGUAUUAAGUUGAAUUUAGAGGACAUGGUCGAUCUUACUGCACUGCUGGACCCUGCCACUGGAUGCAAAAUGUUUCCAUCACCGGGCGGCUGUGACGAAGAAAUUGGCUUGUUCCUAUACAGGGGACACGUCGACGAGGAGACCAUCAAGGCUCUCCAAGGGAAGGAAACUGGCCUGCGGGACCAUGGAGAGCUGAUAAAGCUCCGUGUGGUUCAGUAUGACCAGCUCUGGCGCUCAACCGCAGACGCGAAGGCGCUCUGCGCCAUAGCUCUGUACGAAAUGGCCAAGAAGGAUGGCAUCCUGCCAUCACCUGGUGGUGGCUUGUCAGCGAACCUGUAAGAGCUGAAGAAGUAGUAGUGCAUUCUGUAAUUAACGAGAAGUUGGGAACACUGG